GAGAGAGAGAGAGAGAGAGUACUCCUUUACAGUCAAUAGGGAAGCUCCUAUGAACAACUUUUUACUCACAUCACCAAAAGGAAAGUGGAUGGAGAAAUCAGAGCCACCAAAGGCAUCAAAUUUCGAAGAUGAUGUCGAUUUCAUCAGUAGCAUGCCGGAUGCAAUUCUUCUUUUGAUUCUCUCCCGUCUUUUAUCUACAGAAGAAGUAAUUCGGAGCAGCAUAUUGUCCAGACGAUGGAAGUAUUUGUGGACUGCAGUUCCCUCUUUACACAUACGUUACAGACGUGAAUUAAAAAAAACCAAAUUCAUAGAGUUUGUGUAUUGGGUUCUAGCAAACAUAACCGUCAAUUUGGAUAGCUUUCGUCUAUAUUGUGGUGAUUACUACUGUAUGUCAACAGUCUGGCGGUGGAUUCAUGUGGCAGUUCGGAAAAAUGUCAAAGAACUUCACUUGGAGUUACACCCUAAUAAGCUUACCGAUGUAUUCGAGAUGCCCCAUUGUCUGGCGACUUGUGGUUCAUUGGAGGUAUUAAAGUUGUAUUUAUCGGCUCGUCUUCUAAGGUUGCCUAAUAUUAUGGGGUUUCCGGCACUUAGGGUUCUUGAUUUGACCUACGUUGACUUGGAAGACGAUAAUUUGAUUAAUAAUUUUCUUGAAAGCUGCCCGUUGCUUGAGGAGUUGAGUUUGAUAUGCUGCUUCAUGAACGAACUUGCUCUUCUACGUAUUUCAAAUCCGAAUCUCAAAAGGCUGAGAAUUGACAAUAACGAAAAUUUGCUAAUGUGCAGUGGCAUUAAGAUUUGUUGCCCAAAACUGGUGGAUAUGGAUUUAACAGGUAAUAUAGCUUAUCGCAUUUUCUUUGAAUGUCUAGACUCCUUGAAGGUAGUUGUGAUUCAGCCUAAAUUUGAGGGGAUUACCAAAUCUGUGUUGUUUCCUGGAAUUUCUCGUGUGGAACAUUUGUCUAUCGACCUCUUCUUCUUCCUUGAGUGCAUUUAUGCUGCACGUGAUCCGGUUUUACCUAAUCUGAAGACUUUGGUGAUUAAAACAACUAUGGAUGCCUUCACCAUGGAGAACUUCAACAAAGUUCUCAAAUAUUAUCCCAAAUUGGAGUCGCUCAAGUUGAUCAUUAAACAGGAUUUUGAUGAAAAAUACGAGUGGUUGGAUGAAGCUGAAACAAGGGAAAUCUUGACUAGUGAUGUGGAAAGGGUCGAGUUUUUCGAAUUCAAUGGAGAAAAACCGAAACUAGUUAUAGACUGGUUUGAAGAUUUAUUGCAUUUGUUUUUCACUUGGGGUGAUUUUGGGGACAGGUUCCCUUAUUGGUUGUAAUUGUCAAACUAAUUACUGUUUUGAAGAACUGGUUUUACAAGCAUUAUGGUAAACUUGAAGUAGUACCUACCUAUCCAUGUGAUGGGGUAACUAGAUUUCUUUGUCUUAUGUGGAUG
Lactuca virosa is the source of this 1434-nucleotide messenger RNA. NCBI's taxonomy places the organism in Eukaryota, Viridiplantae, Streptophyta, Magnoliopsida, Asterales, Asteraceae. The record is from the annotation of a GenBank genome assembly.